AUGGAACCUCAAGAAGUCACCCAGUCGUCUCAACUGAGAGAGGAACAAAUUAAAGAAAGCAAUGAAGCAACUGCAUGGAUAGUCUUACAGGGUAUGAAGGAGAAAGAGGAGAAUGAAGGUGUACAGGGCUAUCCUGUGUUGGAGGCCAUGGCUGCAGAAGGAGAAGGUGCAAAUGAAGAAGAAUCCAGAGAUGAAACCCCUGCUGGUAAUUCAACCUCUGUAGAUGGAGGAAGCCAAGAUGGCGAGAGCAGCAGCAAUGGCCAGGAUAAGGGCCAAGGAGAGGAGCCGAUCCCUGGGAGCACAAAGGGCCCUCAGCCUCUCCCACGUCCACCAGGCCAGCUGACCCGCAACCGCUACAGGUUCACCGAGUUCCAGGUCCAGGAGCUGGAGCGCAUUUUUGAACGCAAUCACUAUCCCAGUGCUGCGACCCGAAGGGAGCUUGCGAGAUGGAUAGGUGUGACGGAAUCCAGAGUGGAGAAUUGGUUUAAGAGUAGGAGAGCCAAAUACAGGAAAUACCUGAAGAUGUAA
Arvicanthis niloticus (Nile rat) is the source of this 528-nucleotide messenger RNA. The record is from RefSeq and is a predicted model, not a curated record. Lineage: Eukaryota; Metazoa; Chordata; Mammalia; Rodentia; Muridae.